Messenger RNA from Cylicostephanus goldi, 365 nucleotides. The record is from the annotation of a GenBank genome assembly. Lineage: Eukaryota; Metazoa; Nematoda; Chromadorea; Rhabditida; Strongylidae.
AUGUUUGCUUUGAAAUCGAUAGGCAAAUCACUUCGAGCCGAUGAAGAACCUUCGCCAGAACUGUCUGCCUAUAAGUUGAGCGCAGGCUUUGCUAUCGGGCUCAUAUGUCUCGGAUUAGGUGAUGAGAUAGAGGCUGCCAGACCCCCUUUUAAACAACCACUUCCAUCAAUUCCGGACAGGCUCCUUGCUCUUAUGCUUGGAGGACCUAGGAAUCAAUGCGUUUUCAUUCAUCCUCAAAUGAUGACAUGCCCAGAAGCACAAGCGGCAUCGACGACGCCGCCGCAGGAGGCUCGCUCAAAUCAUGUUCGGGUACGUCUCAAACGUUUGAUUGAAUGGUUUGAUUCUAAAGAAAAUGGUUUAUAGGA